This is a messenger RNA of Marmota monax (woodchuck), 949 nucleotides long. It is a transcript of the gene Nudt7, whose product is annotated as nudix hydrolase 7. Bases 95 to 805 code for a protein of 236 amino acids. The transcript is spliced from 4 exons. The record is from RefSeq and is a predicted model, not a curated record. Gene Ontology annotation, molecular function: manganese ion binding; coenzyme A diphosphatase activity; acetyl-CoA hydrolase activity. Lineage: Eukaryota; Metazoa; Chordata; Mammalia; Rodentia; Sciuridae. Gene Ontology annotation, biological process: nucleoside diphosphate metabolic process; coenzyme A catabolic process.
CCAGAGCCUGCCUAGGCCAAGGCCGCUCUGCGCAUGCGGGUUCGGCGGAUCCCUGCCCGGGAGUCUCCAACUGGAAACAAACCUUCUCAGAACCAUGUCGCGGCCUUGUCAGCUUCAGGAGACCGGCAGAAACAAUUUGAUAGAUGAUGCGAAAGCCCGCUUGAAAAAGCUUGAUGUUGGGACCAAAUAUGAUCACUUAUCGUGUCACAAAUACUCCAUCCUUUUGCCAUUAUUGGUUAAAGAAGGAAAACUGCACCUGCUGUUCACCCGCCGGUCGGAGAAGCUAAGAAGGUCACCUGGAGAAGUUUGCUUCCCUGGAGGAAAGAGGGAUCCCACGGACAAGGAUGACAUAGACACAGCUCUGCGGGAAGCGCAGGAGGAGGUGGGGCUGCGUCCUCAGCAAGUGGAGGUCAUCAGCCGCCUGGUGCCUUAUCUGUUUGACAAAGAUACACUGGUAACCCCAGUGGUGGGUUUUAUAGACCACCACUUCCAGGCCCAGCCUAAUCCUGAUGAAGUCAAGGAUGUGUUCCUGGUGCCACUGGACUACUUCCUGUAUCCGAAGGUCCACUCCCAGAAGUACAUCACACACUCUGGACAUGGUUUUAUUUUUCAUUGCUUUGAGUAUACAAAUCCUGAAGAUGGGGUGACUUACCUAAUCAGGGGCAUGACUGCAAAACUUGCUCUAUUGGUUGCCUUAAUUAUUUGGGGGGAAAAACCUAACUUUGAGAUAGAAUUUAAUCUCGAUGAUGUCAUAGCAUCUUGUGAAAAGUCCUUCCUUCAUAAAUAUGCUACAAGCCAGCUGUGACUUACUAGAUCAAAAUCCAAAAACUAGCCAUAGGUCUCCGGGGUGAGCUUAUGCACAGAGCAUCAGAAAACACCAGGUAUAGGGAUCAGAUAGAUGUGAACGACUGUCCUGCAUAUGAAAGUAAAAUCCUUGCCUUUUUUCCUA